CGCCCGGUCUCUGUUUCUUUUUUUUACCUUCUCUUUUUCAACAAAGAAAAGGGUGGAAAAGGGGGGCUAAUAGUAAGGUAAUCUGUCAUUGCGAUUCGGUUGUUGGCUGGACUCAUACCUCUCCAACUCCCCCCGCGUUUGUCAUAGGAGCCUGACUGUGGCUUGCUCAUCGGGAGCAUGUGGCUGACUGGUGGCUUGAAAAAGCCGAAGCAAAUUGUGGGGUCAUGUGGCUGAAGUGGAAACAAUCUUGCUUGUCAUUCGGGCUUUCGGUGCAGCGACAAUCCCUCUAUUCUUCCAUCCUCAAAUGCUCAAUGCGGACCUCCUCAGGUGACAGAUGACUUCACCCACACUCACUCAUUCGCCCCCUCAUCAAACCGUGGCACGACAUCAGUGGCCCGCCUGGCGGGUUAGUACGAGACAGCGAUUUCUUUUCCCAGGUGACUGCAACUUUGGCGUCCAAGAUGCACCAACGGAGUCCGUCUGCCUUCCAGGUACCUGGGGCCGGCAGUCCGCGGACUGAUAAGAAACUCCAUCUGCGGGACAAUCAAGCUAGUGCUCAAUCUAUUAUUCGGGGCAUCUUCCGUCAAGGCAUGGCUGGCGUGAUGUGGUUCUCCACGCUUGUUUCACUACCCGUGUGGGCGACUAAAGAACCUCUUGCGUUCUGCAUGGAAGCCUAUUGAGAUGCGUCGCCUGUAUGCUUCUGCCUCAUAUCCUUGAAGGGGGGAGAAGGCGCUUGCAUGGAUUCGUCAGCCAAAUAUCUAAAUAGAGACAAGCUCUGCCGUCCAUCCCGUUCCGUCUAGUCAUUUCCAGUACCGUAGCUCAAGGUAGCUCAGCUCACCUGCAUAAUCACCGCACAUAAACAUUCACCUCACCUCAUCCACUUCCAGCAAGGCAAGGCAAGGCAGGGUUGCACGGUUGAUGACAGGGAUGAACUGCUUCGCCUGACCGAGGAUCCCGACGACAAACAUCGGCACCCAAACAGGGCCAGGCCAGGCCAGUUUUACAUCAACGACUGGAACAAAAGAAGAAUUCGAAACGCAGACGCAUUGAUACGUUUAGGUCGACUCGACUGCUGGAACCCGGCUAGAAGGCAGAUCAGCGAAACGGGACAUCGCCACGGGUGCGUUCUGCGUAGUAACAUCCCGAACGGCGGCUCUUCCCGGUGACAGACCUCCUUGGCCUAGUCGUUCGUGGGCUCGACGAGCGGGGAGCCUAGGCGCAAAUCUGUUGCAUGGUCGUGCCCAGUCCUCUCAUACGAGGGAGGUCCUGGCGGCAGCAUCCCAGCGCAUCGACCUUCGUUCUUGUUUCCGACGCAAGCUCGACACAAACCUAUAUAACCUUGUGCUUGACCCCUCCUCGGGCGCGUCGCCAGGAACAUGUCCCAUUCAACGCAAUCCAUCAGCAGCGUUCUUGAAACAGAAUUCGACAUACAACCCAGACUUGAGCAACAAGCCGGGUUGGGAUCCAACUUACUGUCUAACACUGUCUCCAGGCGGCCCAUCAUGAGUACCGAGACGCGCAAGAAAUUCAUAAACUACCCUCUGCCGAUUCCUGGACCAACUAUUCCAUACGAUAAUGGCAGAAAAAGCAAUCCGCCUCUUCGAGGCUGGAUCUUGGUCUUAGCAGCAUGGGUUAUGGAAUGCGUGUGGUUCGUACGCGCUUUCAUCUGGAGCAACGCCGGCUUCGGGAGUAUCAGGAAAAUCCGCAAGCACAUCGAGAAUGCCGAGCCCCGUUACGAUCCAACUGUCCUGCCCUAUCCGACGGACGAGGCCAAAGACCCAGCCGUUCUCCAUCGCGAAAGCACCGUGAAGUCGAGGCCACACCCCUUCAAGUAUUACUCCGUCAACGACUAUCAUGAGAUGUACCUGUCAGGCGCAAUCACGCCACUUGCCGUAGCUCGAGCCAUUCUGCCCUUGAUUCGCCGCGACACGAACCCACCGGGCGAGCAUUCGAUCGCGUGGUUCGAUACCAAAGUCGCCCAAGUUUUGGCGGCCGCUGAGGCAUCCACGAAGCGGUACAAAGAGGGACGUUCACUGGGUCCUCUUGAUGGUGUGCCCACUGCCGUCAAGGACGAGUACGAGAUCGACGGAUACCGGACCUGCCUUGGCUCGAGGAACGAUUACACUACCGAGGCCGAGCCUGGCCAGUCGAUCACAAGUUGGUGUGUGAAAAAGCUGGAAGACGCAGGAGCCGUUGUUCUUGGGAAGCUGUCAAUGCAUGAAUUUGGACUCGACACAACGGGAAACAACCCAAUCUACGGGACACCUCGCAAUCCCUAUAACCGUGGUUACUACACGGGUGGAAGUUCUUCUGGGGCCGGAUACGCAGUUGCGACGGGCUUGGUCCCCGUGGCCCUCGGCAGUGACGGUGGCGGCAGCAUUCGCAUCCCCUCGUCCAUGUGUGGUGUCUACGGCCUCAAGCCCACCCAUGGCCGGGUCUCGUUCCACCCUUGCCCGAACCACAGCAACAGCUGCGCAGUCAAUGGACCCAUCGCCGCGGACAUCGAAUCCCUCGCGACCUACUUUGAGACCAUCGGCGCCCCGCAUCCCGACUCCAACUUCAUCCAGGCGUCCCCCUUCAUGUGCUCUCCCAGCGAAAAGCGCGGCAAGAUCCUCGGCAUCCCUGAGGCGUGGUUCGCGCAGGCGGAUCCGGCCAUCCAGCGUCUAUGCCGGACCAUGAUUGCAAAGCUGGUCACGCACCAUGGAUACACCACCGUCCCGAUCGACAUCCCGUUCUUGGUCGAAGGCCAGUUCGCGCACGCCAUGACCGUCCUUACCGACGGCGCCGCCCUGCUUCCGGAGACCAAGAACCUCACGCCAGCGAACCGCAUCCUGCUUGCCAUCGGCCGCGUCACGUCCGCCAUGGACUACCUCUUGGCCCAGAAGCUCCGCGGCCUGCUCAUGUCGCACCUCGCGCAUCUCUGGCGCGAGUACCCCGGCAUGAUCAUCGUCACCCCAACGACCGCCUGCGCGGGUUGGCCCAUUGUGAGCAAGGGCGAGCUGGCCCACGGCGUGAGUGACGGCGACCGCACUAUCCGGUCAAUGGAGUACGUGUGGAUGGGCAACUUCUGCGGGCUCCCCGGCGUCACGGUCCCGGCGGGCUACGUCGUGCCGCACGACCAGGCCGGCGCCGGCGGCGAAGCCGGGCCCGAGACGCUGGGCAAAAUCCCCAUCGGGCUCAUGGGCAUGGGCGAGUGGACGGACGAGCACAGCCUCCUCGAAUUUGGGCUCGAUGCCGAAGACCUGUUCGCGAAGGAGCGGUGCCGGCCGCCCACCUGGGUCGACGUCAUUCAGCGGGCCAAGGACGACAUGGCGAAGACCGGGGAGGACAGCUUGAUAGACAUUUAGCGACAAUAUCCACAGCAGCGAGAAGGCGAUAAGGAUGGGCAAUGUUUAGCGGGUGUGGCGUAGUUGUUAGGGAACAAACCAUGUCGGAGCCACGUCGAGAUCCAAGCAGGAGAACCCACCGCGUCCAUGCGUUAUGUGUGUGAAAUGAUGACUCUGGAGCCACAGUGACACCACACGCGUAUCUCCACCCUGCUCGAGAGGGCUGAGUUCAUCGCGGGGUCGAAUAUUGAUCACUCAUUCGACGCAGGGAUGGCCCCAUCAACGGAAAAUGGGGAAGCACUUGGAAGUUGGAGACCGUCUGUUGUAGCAAGCUCGCAAGCGCCCACAUACACAGACACACACAUACAUAUCCCUCCCUUGCCCAUCUCCUGCGUAGAUCAAUGCGAGUUUGACCUGGGGAGAAGGGCCCGAGCAAGGCGGCACGACAGCUACAGGAAGGAAGAGCCCAGAUCGACGACUCUUCAAUGUUUUGAUGAACCCAUCAGACGGGGAGGGGGGGGGGGCGGAGGGAAAGUUCCUGGUCGAGCUGUCUUGAACACAAGCAAGGUUGCGAGAGUCCAGGCGCCUGGUCCUUCCCGCCCCCACCAAUGUUACAGCAGAUAUCGGAGUGGCUCAUGCACAGAUAUUAUGCUCAAUGCACCACAGGAUGUCGGACGCAGCCCAAAGCGCUCAGCCGCGGCGGCCUGGUCAUGCAAGCAACAAUCCGUUCCCCUAGCGCUGUUCUUGAUGCUUUAGGAUGGUGGGGGGCAACAGUCGUAGACGGGGGGGGGGGGGGGGGGGGGGGGGGGUUAUGGUUUUGUGCGCUGGCUCUGACGGCGGCAGUGCAUGUUGGAGACCGAGAAUUGGACGUUUGGUGGAUCGAGAGAUGCUUCACACACUGGACGUUUAUCCAGACCUUGGGCCUCUCGUCCUCGACCUCGCGUGACUGACGGCGUACGCGGCCCGCGGCUGCCAGCAGCACUCAUUGCGAAGAGAAGCGCUUUACGUCUGCCGCCUACGUCGUUGAACUCUUGAAGAAUCUUGCGUCACCAGAAUUGACCAUGCUUGGGGGAUAAAGCCAGGGGAGUUGUUGGGUCAUUCGGAGAUCCUUUGACAUUGGCAUAGAUGGGAACUGGCGGCAGGAUAGCAGGAGGUGGCGGCAGGGUAAUCUUCGUCCUACUUUUACGGCGUAAGACUACUUGGGCGCUCGGAACUUUCCCUGUACACCCGAGCAAGUGCUUAUUUGGGUCGAAGGUCUCGCAAAAGGAAAGGGCGGCUUGCUUGUGGAGUGGACACUGUCCGAUCGCUCGGCCGGGCGUGUGAUCCGAUCCUAGGCAGAUAUCGGCGCGAAGCCACGACAGUCCACCCGGCGUCGGCGCCGAAUUUCCGGACGCUAAAAUCCAAUGCUUUAACUUUCUCGAUCACUACACCCGCCACACGGAAAAGUCUGCUCGAAAUCGUAUCAGUGUGUCGUAGUACGGUCUGGAAGCUAAAUCGAAGGAGAAAACGAUUCAGAGUAUGAGAAUUGUUCCCCCUGGAGUACGUGGUGGUAUAGCGAUUUGUUGAUCGUCUACAUUUGACUGCAUGGUAUUCGUCAUGUAGCAAAAUAAACCUCGCCUGGCCAGCGUUUUCCUGGUAUCCUAACACGGAACAUCAAUUGUUUAACCCCCUGGCACCGGGCUUGUUGUCAAUGAGGAUCCGGGGAUAACCUCAACUCUAAGCUUCUUCGUCAGAGUUACCCGUCUUGCACCAUAGUCUAUAUGCCAAUAAGAGCCUGUAAGAAAUAUCAACUGCGUAGCUGCCUAAACCAACGGUUCCUGUGCUUUCGUCCCAUGGGCUACAGACCGGCAAGGUAGCAACAGCACCAUCUAGGAAGGAGCAAGACUUCUUCUUUCCAAUCUGUGGCCUAGGACUUCACCGACCGGUAAACGUUUAGUCAAGCGGUCUGGCUCAGUCCUAACUAAAUACUCUUCAACAGGGGGCGCAGGUUCGAAUGGGCCUACUAACUUACAAACGAUUUCUUUUUGGUUCACUGUUGGUGUUUAAGCUUAUUCUAUACCAUGAUAAUAACAGAGACCCUAUAGUCUUCUGCUAUGAUGCUGCAAGAACGAUACGCUUUUAUUGCCUUCCUAAAACGCCUCUACAAAGAAAGCUCGGCCGCCUCCUCUUGACCAGAUCCGAAGUAUGUUAAGUCAACUAAUCAUAAGAUGUAGCUGUUGGCGUCGUACUUUGCGUCUAAGCAGGCAAAUGUGUGAACUGUGAGUAGUCUGAUAGUGUUACCAGGAUAGAGAAGGGGGUUCGCCAUGAGGCUGAAAUGUCUGAGAAAGUUCCUCAUCAAGGACGGGUAAACAGAAGCCGGGUAUUUUCUGACCAUUACAGUGGUCAUUGGGGGCAUUUUCCCCCGAUGAAUGCUGUCAAUUCGUAGAGUCUGGAGGGCCAUACAUACUCACUAGCUGACUGGGCGACAAAUCAUUGAAAUGUGCCAAAUGCAAUGUCAACAUGGCAGGUUUCCUUCAAUGAACAUGUCUGCAAUGUGCUCCAUUCUCCUAGUCUAGGGACGAUCCUGAAAUCAGGCAUUUUGUGGCGGCGCUUGGCUAGUGGUUGGGCGCCAUCCACUUCGGGAACAUGACGCACGUUCUUGACGUACCUAUUCAGACCACGCCGAGUCUUCAGCACUGAUGCAGGCAAACUGCAGCGGCAGAGGCGAGACAACACGGCCUGACGCAAAACGCCGGGCGCCGACCCAAUCAAUCAGCUGCGGCGCCGUUGACAUUUCCC
Messenger RNA from Colletotrichum destructivum, 6104 nucleotides. Its product is annotated as Putative amidase. Gene Ontology annotation, molecular function: catalytic activity. Lineage: Eukaryota; Fungi; Ascomycota; Sordariomycetes; Glomerellales; Glomerellaceae. The record is from RefSeq and is a predicted model, not a curated record. Bases 1377 to 3347 code for a protein of 656 amino acids. The transcript is spliced from 5 exons.